Molecule: messenger RNA, 537 nt
Organism: Penicilliopsis zonata CBS 506.65
Lineage: Eukaryota; Fungi; Ascomycota; Eurotiomycetes; Eurotiales; Aspergillaceae
Exons: 3
Coding region: 1-537 (178 amino acids)
Cellular component (GO): nucleus
Source: RefSeq, a predicted model, not a curated record
AUGCCUCGCAGUCUUCAGAAAGUUCAGAAGCACAUUGCCAAGAAGCGCGGUGUCGUGGAGGCACUUCAUGAGAACAGCCGCGAUGCAAAGCUUUUGCGUCGUGCUGGAGCGCGAGAUGACAGACUCUCUCGGAUUGCUUCGGUCAUGUCAAGGGCAAGAAGGUCAUAUGUGGACCGGGUGAAUUAUUUUCUAGAAGCACUGGGAGAGACUCCCGCACUGGUGUCGGAGGAUGGGAUGAAAGAGCUGGUAGUCAGGUACAUUGCUCGGGAUGCCGAGGAGAUUGAACAGUUACAGAAAGAAAGACGCAAAGGCCGCCCGCCGAGCAAGCGAGAAGAGGCGCUGUCGCAACGUACUGAAGCCGAGAACAAGGAAUACAAAACAGGAUUCUGGAUGCCCGAUCUCUCGAACCAAGACAAUAUCCGCAAUCUAUCACUGUGGAAUGGCGACUGGUCGAGUCUAGUCACGGUGAAGUUCGUCCGCCUGGUCAAAGACGGGUCAAUGCAGGCCUCCAGCUUCCCACCGAAUGGACUGUCAUGA